Messenger RNA from Spea bombifrons (plains spadefoot toad), 1774 nucleotides. It is a transcript of the gene WBP1L, whose product is annotated as WW domain binding protein 1 like. The coding region runs from base 100 to 1152 and encodes 350 amino acids. Lineage: Eukaryota; Metazoa; Chordata; Amphibia; Anura; Pelobatidae. The transcript has 4 exons. The record is from RefSeq and is a predicted model, not a curated record.
UAUGUGCAAGUUAGGUGGCCUCAUGAACGCUUGUGUGCUGGUGCAGGAGCUGUUUUUCUGGGCUGUUGCUGCACACAAGGGGAAGAAAGGGAACGGAACAUGAAUAUGGCCCUGCUGCUGUCCCAGGCUGUGCCCAGCAGCACCUCCGGCGGCGCGGAGCCCCAGGAUAAAGAGACAUGCAUCGGUGUCAAUAAUCAAAGCUACAUAUGUGAAACGGGCCAUUGCUGUGGACAGUCUCAAUGUUGCAACUACUACUAUGAGCUAUGGUGGUUUUGGCUGGUGUGGACGAUAAUCAUAAUCCUCAGCUGCUGCUGCGUUUGCCACCACCGGCGUGCCAAGCAUCGUCUCCAGGCGCAGCAGAGGCAGCACGAAAUUAACCUGAUCGCCUACCGCGAAGCUCACAGCUACUCCUCCGUGCCGUUUUAUUUCCGAUUUUUGCCAAAUUACUUGCUACCUCCUUAUGAAGAAGUGGUUAACAGGCCACCCACCCCUCCCCCACCAUACACCGUCCUACAUCAGCAGUGCGUGGUGGCCUGUACGAGCACGACGGCCACGGAGCCGGCGCCUAACGUACAGCGCAGUCAGACCAACUCUCCGGCGGCGACCAGCGGCAGUCGGACAAGGCCUCCCAGCGUGGUGGACUGUGGGCCCUCAACGGCGGGUCUUGAACGAGCUUUAAAUAAGUCGAGUAGUCUUGUCCUGAAUGAUCCAGCUGUGGGUGCGGAGUUGGAGGAGAUGGAAGAUCAAGUGUCCUUCCUAGAUAAAGACUCCAACGAGCUUCUUAAAGACUAUAGCUCCGAAAGCUUAGAUCAUAGUGUCUUUUCUGACGGUAAGGACAAAACGCCCGGGCGCCAUCGAAGGUUCACUGGAGAUUCCGGCAUUGAGGUGUGUGUGUGCAGCAGAGGCCACCAUGAUGAUUUGAAAGAACUUGACGGAUUAAUCGAUGAUACAUUGGACAGCUUCUGUGACAGCUGUACUUCGUGCGAUGCUCAGCCCCAGAGGGAUGAGGAAGAAGGCCUUUUUGACCAUUCUCAAGGGCCGAGGGGGACGACGGAACACCACCCUUUGCCGUGUCAGCCAGUGAGCUUCCUAAACACCGUCAAUGAGCAAGACUCUCCGAACUCUCAUAACGGCAACAGCUCCCGUGGCUGAAGAGUCUCGCCUGCCACCAGAGAAAUGUUCACGAAUGACUCUUUAACCUGUCUGUUUCAAUUUUUUUUCAAUGGUAUGUACAUUUUAAAAGAAAACACAAAUGACAAGUGGGGGGAAAUGCUGUACCAAAGCUCAAGGGAGGAUAAAAGGUGCAGUUGGAGAUCCUGUGCCCGGUGCUUGUAAUAAAGGGUUUGGCGGCGACGAACCCAGCAGCGUAUUACUGGAGCAAAAGAGGAGACAUAUUGUCCUAGUGGUGAAAGAGGAGCCUUCAAAGGGAUACGCAUGGAUUUGAGCGUAAUAUCCUGAUGCACUGAAUAAAUAUUAGAUUUGCUCAGUGUUUAAGGACUUUAACCAGCUGAAAAGACGCAGUUAUGUUGAUUCUUGGAGCCGUGGACAGGAGAGGACACAAGGUAACCGCCUAAGAACUGCGAACGCAAUAAUGGGAGAACGUAUCGUAGACUCUGAAGAUCAUGCGGUUGCCUGCUUGUCUCUGCGUGCCGUUAACAUCGUGUGGUCUUUUUACCCUCUUAAAGUGGACGCCUGUGUUAAGAGCUCUGAAAAUCAUAAAACUCAACUAAAGGGAAAAAAAUGUCUGUUGGUUUCAAAAAUAUUUGCUAGAAAA